Molecule: messenger RNA, 685 nt
Organism: Homarus americanus (American lobster)
Lineage: Eukaryota; Metazoa; Arthropoda; Malacostraca; Decapoda; Nephropidae
Product: MIF-like protein mif-2
Exons: 3
Coding region: 123-470 (115 amino acids)
Molecular function (GO): phenylpyruvate tautomerase activity
Source: RefSeq, a predicted model, not a curated record
GUCACUCAGUUGCCAGCCGGUGGCCCCACUCACAAGGCAGUACGUACUCAGUUGAUACAGCUCACUCUAGUGGUACUGUCACUCUCUUACUGCUAUCGUCUCUAAUAGGACAGACGGGAAAAAUGCCUUUUGUAUUCCUCAGAACCAAUUUACCUGAUGAAAAGUUAUCAAAAGAAUUCCACCUCCAGUUGGCAGCGAAAGUGGGAGAAGCUUUAGGUAAAUCUGUGGAGAAAGUGUCGCUGACAAUUGAGACGAACCUUCGCAUGACGCGAGGCACCAGCUUCGACCCCUUGUGUGAACUACACAUCUGCUCCAUCGGCCUCAGCACUCGUGAGCAGACCGUCCCGCUCACCAAGACCAUGACGGAGUUCCUGGAGGAGCACACCGGCAUACCCCGAUCCAAACUGAUUAUGAGCUUCAUGCCGAUCCUUCCUCACCUUGUUGCUAUCAACGGUCAUGUAGUGCAGUGACAGUGUGGCCACCAGCAAGCAGUAUGGAGGAGUGACGCUCUGAACAUCACCUGAACACUGGCUUGUCGCUUCCACCCUCACCACUAUACAUAUAUACUUGUUAAUAUUCUCUUAUAGCUGUUCACUGUUUGAUCAACCUAGUUACCGAGUGCUUCAGAAGAAUUAAGUACGGUGUAAACCUUCAUGAAACAAUUAUAUACAAAAAUACAAGAAUA